Messenger RNA from Adineta ricciae, 4068 nucleotides. The record is from the annotation of a GenBank genome assembly. NCBI's taxonomy places the organism in Eukaryota, Metazoa, Rotifera, Eurotatoria, Adinetida, Adinetidae.
AUGUCGGAAGAAUUGAUCUGUAAUUGUAAAGGUUCUCUAACGGAACCAUUUACUUCAUUAAAUGAUCUUUCCGUUCAUCAUGUGUCUUAUAAUGAGUUUGAAAAACAAUAUACCGAACUGUUUCAUUGGUGUGAAAAGAUCUUCGAGACAAUAACGACGGUUUCAUCAAACGCGUUAGUACGUUACCUUCGACAGAAAUAUUAUGAAGAAUUGUAUGAACAAGGUUUAAUGCGUUUACGUGUCUUUGAUCAGUAUGCUGAUAAACUAACGGAACGUUUUCCCGACUUAAAAUUAAAUAUUAAUGAUAAAAUGAUCCGUAUAAAUCGUCAAUGGAAUUCUCUUGAAUCCCGUUUUCUCGAUUAUCUUGAUGAAGAUUUCGAUCGCAUACUUCAAGAUUUACAUAGUGAAUUACUGUUAUUUGAGGAAUGGCUUAAUGAAACUGAAGAACAAUUAUCAACUUUUACAUCGAUACGCAGCGAUGACCUUUCAUUAGAAGAUUUUCAGUAUAAACUUCAUCAACAUACGAAAUUACAAGAUGAGAUCAAAUCGCGCAAUAGUCGCGUAUCAUCGAUCAUCGAGAUCUGUGAACGUUUGAGACACGAUUACAAUGAACAAAUCGAUCUCGUUCCGUUCGAUUUUGCCAGCGAUCUGGAAAAUCGCUGGCAUCAAACAUGGAUCAAUUCAGUGGAAAUUCAAUGUAAACUCGAAGAGAAACUCAAAAUUCUUCGGGUAAGUAGUUUUCAAAUAAAUCCAUUCGAACGACUUGCAUACAAACAGUUCAUUGAACGAAGUCCAACACCAUUUGUUCUAUCUGACGAAAAAGACGUAGCCGACGACGAAGAGGACGAUAUUAUCCCGUUUGAAUCAAGUGAAUACGAGAAAAUUCCUCUCACCGGAUCAAACACCAGUCUCGAUAGUUUAUAUUACUCGAAAUCGAAUUCCAAACGUUGUCAGUCACCCUUAAUUCUUUCUUCGAAUAGCAAUCUUCAAUCAAACUCGAUUUAUAUGAAUAAAGACAUGGCAAGAUCAAAACGGCAAAUGUCAUUAAAUUUUCUCCCAAUAAAUUCUCCAUCGACAUUUUAUUAUUCAUUAACCAAUAUAAAUGAUCUUGAUGAUCAAAUAAACACAAAUAAAAAACAAAAACGAACAUUUUCUAAAUUAGAUGUCGGAUAUGAAAGCGAAGAUGAAACUAAUCAGUCGAACGAAAGUCUUCAACCGAUAUUUCAAAUCAAAACAAGUCAAAGUGAUUAUUACAUUGGACAAAAUUUCACAAAUCACAACAAAACAAGUUUUACUUCCCUAACACAUUCAUUACCAGUCCUUGAACACAAUCAUCAUUUGCCUAAUUGGUGGCGACAUUCAAUUACAUCAGCAUACGAUACGUGUUCCAACCCAGAUAUUGACAUAAGUAUUGAAGAAGCGAAAAAAGCUCAAGUCAAACCAUCCUUACUCAUGUACAGUAAAAAGUAUACAGAUUCGAAACCAUCUCCGUCGCAGUUAUCACCAUUGCAAAGUAAAUUACCAUCGAAUCCAGCAUCGAAUUCUUAUGAUGCUAGUGCAGAAUACACGGACCCUGAACAGUCAGAGAACGAUGUGGAUAUCCUAUCUUCUGAUUUUAAUUCGAAUUCACCAGUUCAUCGUUAUCAUAAUUCUGAACCACAGUAUUAUAAUCGAUAUAAGAAAACAACUACUACGACCACUACCACUACCACCACAGGAUAUUCGUCGGAUGUCGAAUUAGAAACAACGACAACGCCAUCGGAAACGGAAGAUCAACAACAAACACCAAAUUUAGGUGAAGUAUCUCAAAUGAUGAAGGUUGAUUUGAUCAAUUUACCAAUGUCGUCGACGUCAGACGUAUUCGAUUCAUUGAACACAAUUAUCAUGGGAGAGAAGGUCGAUGGUUCUGAACCAUGUUGGGAUGGAUAUCAGAAUCCCUUGUUUUAUCAACUGAACUCCUAUGACAUUGAUUCCAUGGAAACAACAUUGAAAUGGGAAGAUCAGUUUUUAGAAAUGGAUGUACCCAAUGAUUCGUCAUCGGAUAAUGAAAACUAUUUCGACGACAAUUUCAAUCGUUCACUUAAGAAUAUCCAUGGCUCAUCAUCAUCAUUGACAGGUGGCUUAGCUGGAAAUAAAGAAUUAUUAGAUUCUGACUCUGACUUAGACGAUUUCAACUACGUGUUAAAUGAAACAGAACGACAGUUAUUUAAAGCACGACAAAGUUUAGAGAAGAAAAAACGUCAACAACAAUUUACAUUAAACGAUCGCAAUCUACGAAAAUAUGAUGAAGUCUUGCGAACGUGUGAAACCAAUAUUCAAUGCUUACAACAAAUUUUAAAGAAUCUUCAUCGAUCAAAGAAUUCACGUCUCAACAGCACAAAAGCGAUUGAACAAUUACAAAGUAAACCGUCAGAUUCGACUCUCCAUCUCGACAACACUCGUUUUAUAUGGACGUUUUGUAACCAAAAUACAUAUCUCUCUGGUUGGCAUGACAUGCGACAACAAGUUAAUGAUGAUCGAAUACAAGCUCGUCAAUUGCUCUACGUAUCGCAAGAGAUUAUCAAAUUGAAAUUACGCUUAGACGAAGAGUUAGCUCGUAUCGAUUCUUCACAUAAUCAAUCUCAUCCCUGGUUGAAUGAGGGCUCCUUAACUGAAAUUAUGAGACGAAUUAAUUACGAACUUGAAUCGGAAAAAGAAUCUCGACAAAAAAUAUCUUCUUAUCGUUCUGAUAUCCUCCUUGCCGAAGAACAUCUUAACGAAUAUCGAAUGGCACAUUUCGACAGUCCAUCCUCAUCGAAUAUUGAUGAACAUUUACAUAGUUGUCGUCUGGCACUUAACCAACUGACCGAUAAAAUGGACACGUAUCAAAGUCAAUUACGUACAUUAUCAAAAAUGAUCGACAAUCUCAUUCCUAUUGAAACACAAAUCGAACAGAAAUUAACGUCAUGCGAAUACAAUAACAAUUAUCAGAUGAAUUUGCAAGACAUCCAAAGAUUAAUUGAGAAAUACGAACAAUCCGUAAAUCAUUUAAAUUAUUCAAGAACUCAGUACACAUCAAAUUUGCAUUUGAAAAUCCAGAAUCACUGUGAAUCGAAGUUAGACUUAUACAAGAAGAUGCUAAGUGAAUUCGUUCGUAAAAGUCAAUCGAAACAUGUGUCGUUUGAUGGAUCAAUUAAUCUAAAUAAUAACAAUUCAUCUAUAUUUCAUACAUCAUCUUCCUCGUCGUCAGCAACUCCUUUGCAAUACUCUUCCCAACAGAGUUACAAUCAGAAUAGCCGACAGAAAAAAUACCGGCGUACAACUGAUAGUCGAACGACAUUAAACGAUUCGAAUCAAAAUUUCGGUAACGAAACGGCGAAUAAACAAAGUUCGACAACUUCUUAUAUAUCCGAUGAUUGCAAAGUUUUAUACAUUGAAACAGUUGUUGAAGUAACCAAACCUGUCUUCUACGAACGUACAAACGAAACAACAACAACAACAACAAAUACCGAGUACCAUCAUCAAAUUCCUCAAUCCACUAUAGAUACUCACCAAUCAACAAAUCAUUACUAUAAACUACACGAAUCAUCCGACGACGAAUCAGCUAAACCGGUGAACGUGCAUAAAACAUCAACAAAUACAACUGAUCGCCGACGGAAUAAAUUUCAACAAGUUGAUAGCGGAAUUGAGUAUGAUCGAACAUCUCUUCCACCAUCUUCUUCAUCAUCAACAAUCUACACACAUCAGACUGUUAAUGAUAAUUCCAAACUUUUAUUUCCACCUGUUUCGACUACUUCGAUUCUUGAUGACACAUCUCAGUCCACACUUCUUCAUCGUUUACAAUCAACAAAACCGACAUUGAUGGAAGAUAAAUCAGCAAAAACUGUUACUUCAAGUCCAACAAGAAGUUCCGUUUGGAAUCGUUUGAAACAAACAUGGCUCCGUUCGCUUUUGCUUGGUCUUUUAAUCCUAUUUAUUUUAUUUUUUGUCUAUUUCAAUCGACUUGACACAUGUUCCAAGUCGACUCUCGUUCGAACAGUUUUCCACAAAAUUAUUUGUAUUGAAAAUGAAGGUAUACCCACAAUUUGA